AUGACUUUACAGAAUGUUACUUCCAUGAACAAUACACCGCAUCAUCUUCUGUUCAACUUGCAUUAUGUUGAUUUAUCUCAAUCAAAUGGUGUUUCCGUAUCGGUACAUAUUGAAAUCAAACCAUUAAAUCCAAGUCUCGGCUACCUGUUGAUAUAUAAAUUUGACAGUUUACCAAUGUUGAAUAGUUCUAUGUCUCAAAUUGAUCAGUGGUUCCUAUUUUGUCCUUCAAAUUUGACUAACAACCACAUUUAUGCUUAUUUUAUCAAUAAUCAACUAACAAAUCAUCACAAAUCACUGAUCUUUGGUUUACGUGAACUGAACACGACAGAAAUAUUUCACUAUUGUUCAACUCCAUCGACCAAUCCGCCCAUCACUAACGAACCAUUCCAUUUUACAUCGAAUUAUGAACUUCGCCUGUACACGUCCGGUUGUUACUAUCUUGAUUCAAAUAAUCGGUGGCAAUCCGAUGGAUUGAUUGUCGGCCCAUUGACAAAUGUGAAUGAAACAGAAUGCUUAUCGACUCAUUUAACAACGUUUGCAGGUGGAUUUCUGGCGUUACCAGCACCUGUCAACUGGAAUUAUGUCUUCGCAAAUGCAGAUUUCAAUCGCAACAAAAUAAUUUAUAUCACCGUAAUCUGCGUUUCUAUUCUUUAUCUACUCAUAAUGACCUAUGCACACUAUAAGAAUAAAACAGAUAUUGAAAAAUUAGGAGUGCUUGCAUUGGAAGAUAACUGUAAGAAAGAUCAGUAUUGCUAUCAAAUCAUUGUUUUCAUUGGAAAUCGAAAGAAUGCAGGAACCAAAUCUCGAGUUCAUUUCAUUCUUGCUGGUGAUGAAGAUGAAACACAAGUUCGAACCUUCAAUCAUUCCAAGCGGCAGAUAUCUCAACGUGGCCAAAUGGGCUCAUUUUUGUCUUAUAUUUGUUUUCUUGUUCUUCUUAACGUCGCCAGCUAUUCUCAUCGAAUUGACUAUCAAUUCAAAGAAGUCGAUCAUUCGAGAAAAUACCUUCUCAGUCCACAAAUUUCCACUAUCGAUGAAUAUUGGAAUCGGCUAGAGAAUGAUUCGCCUCGCAAUCUCUCUGGAUAUUUCGAUGAUAAAACAAAUCGACUGAUUGGAUGGUUCAAAAUGAUACAACUACGUGUCAAAUCUGAACAAUAUCGACCGUGGAAUUCUACAUGCGAUUAUGAUCUUCGUUCAUCAAAUGAAGAAAAAUGUUCAUUUGAAUCAGGAUGGUCAACUGUAUUAGUUGAAAAAGCUUUUCAAUACACAGCAGAUGUUUAUGUUUAUGACCUUCGAAGUAAUCUUUCUACACUUCGUCAAUUCAGUUGGAUUGAUAGCCAGACGAGACUUAUCGAGAUCCAAUCGAAUCUAUUCCAUCCAACUCUGAAUUUGUUCACUUCAAUAAAACUGCAAACAGAAUUUCACGUUGAUUCAUUUCCAUUUCAAAUGAUGUCAACUGUGUCUGAAUUAGUUUGUAAUAUUGUCUAUCUAAUAAUUAUCAUGUGUCUGAUGAUUGAACUGGUUCACUCAAUCAAACGAAUGAAAAUAAAAUACUUCCACAAUGUUUGUUCUUAUGUUAAUAUGAGUAUCAUCAUUUGCUCAUGGAUUAACAUGAUCAUCUUUGCAUUGAAAUAUCAGCAAGCAAAUAUCAUUGAGAAUUUCUUCAAUGAAACCAAUGACUAUGUUUAUAUUGAUCUGGACUAUGCAAUUCGUUUGGAUAAGUUAUUCAAGAACUUCCUGUACUUGGCUUUGGUUCUUAGUUGGAUCAAGAUUGAUCUCGUUUAUUCGCUUGUCCUAUUUAUUAUUCCUAUCGAAAUUGAAUUCACACAAAUCAACAAAAAUGGAAUUAUUUAG
This is a messenger RNA of Adineta ricciae, 1851 nucleotides long. The record is from the annotation of a GenBank genome assembly. NCBI's taxonomy places the organism in Eukaryota, Metazoa, Rotifera, Eurotatoria, Adinetida, Adinetidae.